Molecule: messenger RNA, 2531 nt
Organism: Notolabrus celidotus (New Zealand spotty)
Lineage: Eukaryota; Metazoa; Chordata; Actinopteri; Labriformes; Labridae
Gene: gria3a
Product: glutamate receptor, ionotropic, AMPA 3a
Exons: 14
Coding region: 6-2423 (805 amino acids)
Biological process (GO): synaptic transmission, glutamatergic; monoatomic ion transport; modulation of chemical synaptic transmission
Cellular component (GO): postsynaptic membrane; plasma membrane; AMPA glutamate receptor complex
Molecular function (GO): transmitter-gated monoatomic ion channel activity involved in regulation of postsynaptic membrane potential; AMPA glutamate receptor activity
Source: RefSeq, a predicted model, not a curated record
UGUUCAUGCGCUCCACAGUGCAGGAGCACAGCGCCUUCAGAUUCGCUGUCCAGCUGUACAACACCAACCAGAAUGUGACGGAGAAACCCUUCCACCUCAAUUAUAAUGUUGACAACCUGGAGUCCUCCAACAGUUUCUCUGUCACACACGCCUUCUGCUCCCAGUUCUCCCGAGGAGUCUACGCCAUCUUUGGCUUCUAUGACAGGAAGUCCAUGAACACGCUGACCUCCUUCUGCGGGGCGCUGCACACCUCCUUCAUUACGCCCAGCUUCCCGAUUGACGCUGACGUGCAGUUUGUCAUCCAGAUGAGGCCGGGGCUGCGGGGCGCUGUUCUCAGUCUGCUGGCCCAUUACAAGUGGGAGAAGUUCGUCUACCUUUAUGACACUGACAGAGGUUUCGCAAUCCUGCAGGCCAUCAUGGAGUCGGCUGUAGCCAAUAACUGGCAGGUGACAGCUCGCUCGGUUGGGAACAUUGUGGACCCCACAGAGUACAGGCGCAUCAUCGAGGAGAUGGACCGCCGGCAGGAGAAACGCUUCCUCAUCGACUGCGAAGUGGACAGGAUCAACUCAAUACUGGAGCAGGUGGUGACCUCGGGAAAGAACACCAGAGGAUACCACUACAUCCUCGCCAACCUGGGUUUCUCCAACAUGAGCCUGGACCGGGUGUUUUCUGGUGGAGCCAACAUCACCGGCUUCCAGAUCAUCAACCCAGACAGCCCCAUCGUCCAGCAGUUCCUCCAGCGCUGGGAGCGCCUAGAUGAAAGAGAAUUUCCAGAAGCCAAAAACACUCCUCUGAAGUACACAUCAGCUCUGACCCAUGAUGCCAUCCUCGUGAUCGCGGAGGCCUUCCGGUAUCUUCGGCGACAGCGGGUGGAUGUGUCUCGCAGGGGGAGCGCUGGCGACUGCCUCGCAAACCCUGCUGUGCCCUGGAGCCAAGGCAUAGACAUAGAGAGAGCCCUCAAAAUGGUUGCAGUACAAGGUAUGACAGGAAACAUCCAGUUUGACACGUUCGGUCGACGAUCUAAUUACACUAUUGACGUGUACGAGAUGAAGUCUGGAGGCCCCAGGAGGAUCGGCUACUGGAAUGAGUACGAAAAAUUUGUUUAUAUUAUGGAUCAGCAGGUCACCAACGAGUCCUCUUCUGUGGAAAACCGAACAAUUGUGGUCACUACUAUUAUGGAAGCUCCGUAUGUGAUGUACAAGAAAAACCAUAUGCAGGCAGACGGGAAUGACAGAUAUGAGGGCUACUGUGUCGAUUUAGCUUCUGAAAUUGCGAAACAUGUGGGGAUAAGAUAUAAGCUGUCAAUAGUUCCUGAUGGAAAGUAUGGAGCCAGAGAUCCUGAGACCAAGACGUGGAACGGGAUGGUGGGUGAACUGGUUUAUGGGAGAGCUGACAUAGCUGUGGCUCCGCUAACGAUAACAUUGGUCAGAGAAGAGGUGAUAGACUUCUCUAAGCCCUUUAUGAGCCUUGGAAUCUCCAUUAUGAUAAAGAAGCCUCAAAAGUCCAAGCCAGGGGUGUUUUCCUUCCUGGACCCUCUGGCCUAUGAGAUUUGGAUGUGUAUAGUUUUUGCCUAUAUCGGAGUGAGCGUGGUGCUCUUCCUGGUGAGCCGCUUCAGCCCGUAUGAGUGGCAUCUGGAUGAGAACGAUGAGGUCAAAGACCCUCAGAGCCCCCCAGACCCUCCAAACGACUUUGGGAUUUUUAAUAGCCUGUGGUUCUCCUUGGGCGCCUUCAUGCAGCAAGGAUGCGAUAUCUCACCAAGGUCUCUGUCGGGACGCAUCGUCGGAGGAGUGUGGUGGUUCUUCACCCUCAUCAUCAUCUCCUCCUACACAGCUAACCUGGCUGCCUUCCUCACAGUGGAGAGGAUGGUAUCUCCCAUCGAGAGUGCCGAGGACCUAGCCAAGCAGACGGAGAUCGCCUAUGGGACGUUAGACUCAGGCUCGACCAAGGAGUUCUUUAGGCGCUCCAAAAUAGCAGUAUAUGAGAAAAUGUGGUCUUACAUGAAAUCGGCUGAGCCCUCGGUGUUUGCCAAAACAACACCAGAUGGGGUUGCCCGGGUACGAAAGUCGAAGGGAAAGUUCGCCUUUCUUCUCGAGUCUACUAUGAAUGAAUACAUAGAGCAACGGAAACCCUGUGACACCAUGAAAGUGGGCGGAAACCUCGACUCUAAGGGUUAUGGUGUGGCCACUCCGAAAGGCUCUGCAUUAGGAACUCCUGUAAACCUUGCAGUAUUGAAACUCAGUGAACAAGGCAUCUUAGACAAGCUGAAAAACAAAUGGUGGUACGAUAAGGGUGAAUGUGGAACCAAGGACUCUGGAAGACAAGACAAGUGCACUAAGUCUGAGCAACGUGGCUGGAGUCUUCUAUAUUCUGGUUGGAGGGUUGGGCCUGGCUAUGACUGUGGCUUUGAUAGAGUUCUGCUAUAAGUCACGGCAAGAAACCAAAAGACUGAAGCUGGCAAAGAAUGCUCAAAACUUUAAGCCAGCCCCUCCAGCAAACGCCCAGAAUUUUGCCACGUAUCGUGAAGGCUACAA